Molecule: messenger RNA, 1614 nt
Organism: Penicillium maclennaniae
Lineage: Eukaryota; Fungi; Ascomycota; Eurotiomycetes; Eurotiales; Aspergillaceae
Product: alpha-arrestin
Exons: 2
Coding region: 1-1614 (537 amino acids)
Source: RefSeq, a predicted model, not a curated record
AUGCCGGGCCGUUUAAUCCCCAACUUUGUUCGGGGCUCUGGCUCCCUGCACUCAUCUCUCGCCUCGACACCGGCUCACUCCAAUUCCUCCUCAACUACUUCCGUCAACGAAAUUCCAGCACACCCAGUAGGCAAGAAGUCUGCGCAUGCCACCCCGGAUCGUGCCCGCUCCCCAGAGCGUCGCCUCUCAUUCUCCAUGGACCAUUUAAUCCACCCUUACCGGGACCACAGCAAGGACAAGGAAAAGCGUCGCAGCCUCGGCCGCGCCGGUCGAUCCAAGGAACGCAUCAGCAAGGAAGAGAUGGCUCUGCCUUCAGCCAAGCUUGACGUUCUGGUGGAAUCCCCACCUCUGGUCUGCUACGGCAACCCCUCCACCUCCACCGGCGCUUUGUUCUCGGGCCGUCUGCGUAUCGCCGUGGCAGAACUGGCUCAUGAGGUGACUUUGGACCAAUUCGACGUGCGUCUCGUUUGCAAGACAUCGACAAAGAAGCCCGUGUCCAGCCACUGUUCCAACUGCGCCACUCGCACUGAUGAGCUUACUCGCUGGAACUUUCUUACCGAGAAACUCAAGCUCGCCCACGGUGACCACGACUUCCCCUUCAGCUAUCUCUUCCCCGGCCACUCGCCCGCUUCGUGCGAUGGCGCUCUUGGCAAGGUGGAGUACUUCCUGCUCGCCCAUGCUCGCAGCACUACCGGCGAGGAGUUCAGCAUCAAGCUGCCUUUGAACCUCCGCCGCGCUCUACUUGCCGGAAACGACAAGUCCUCCAUUCGCAUUUUCCCUCCCACCAAUCUGACGGGCCGCAUCUGGUGCACCCUUAUCGGCAAGUUCCCGGUGGAGAUGACCCUGAGUGGGGUCGUCGACAAGGGCGAUGAGACUCAGACUCGCUGGCGUCUGCGCAAGAUGAUGUGGCGCAUCGAGGAGCACCAGAAGAUUGUCUCCACCGCCUGCCCGAAGCACUCUCACAAGAUCGGCGGCGAGAACAAGGGGGUACUCCAUCAGGAGACCCGUAUCAUCGGCCACAACGAAGAGAAGACUGGCUGGAAGACCGACUUUGACACCGCGGGCGGUGAAAUCGGUAUGCAGUUCGAGGCUAGCAUUAACCCCACCACCAACCCGGUAUGCGACAUGGAGGCCCCUGGUGGCCUCGAAGUCAAGCACAAUCUCGUCAUUGAGCUCAUCGUGGCUGAGGAAUUCUGCCCCAACCGCAACACCCGUCUGAUCACCCCGACUGGUGCCGCCCGCGUGCUCCGUAUGCAGUUCAACCUCCACGUCACGGAGCGCGGUGGUCUCGGUAUCAGCUGGGACGAGGAGAUGCCCCCAGUUUACGAGGACGUCCCCGCCAGCCCUCCCGGCUACACUAAACUCGACGACACCGCCAGUGUCAUGGAAGACUACCAAGGCUCCCCUCUGCCUCUGCCAGAGUACGAUGAGCUGGAGCGAUUGGAUUCGCUACGCCUGGACAGUGACUCGACUCACUCGUCCGCCCCGUCCUCCUCCCGCGGACGUGUCCGCUUCACAGUCGACGAUCUUGUUACCGACCACACCCCUCCUCCCUCUGAACCCGCUUCUCGCGCUCCCUCUCGCACUCCCUCCGUCGACUCAUCGCGCCAAUAA